Molecule: messenger RNA, 2509 nt
Organism: Boeremia exigua
Lineage: Eukaryota; Fungi; Ascomycota; Dothideomycetes; Pleosporales; Didymellaceae
Product: kinase-like domain-containing protein
Exons: 1
Coding region: 275-2290 (671 amino acids)
Biological process (GO): protein phosphorylation
Molecular function (GO): ATP binding; protein kinase activity
Source: RefSeq, a predicted model, not a curated record
UAUGCCGGAACCCUGAAGCCACGUGCCUUUUCCAUUGUGUUCUCAGACUUUCCAAUUCGAUGAGUCUCUAGGACCUCAUAGGGGUCUUCACGAAUGGAGGUCCCUUCCCCAUCUGGCCGACAACGAGCAGGUUCUCACUGUUGCAGAGGAGGGACACAUAUCAACAACGAGACGCAGCCAACCACAUCUUGAAUUGCCUGAUAAGCUUCAAGUCGCCUGUAAACAAACCGGCCAUCUAUUCUUCCGCUCCAGUAUCGACUUCUUUCCGCACAUCAUGUCUAUGUUUCGUAGACCCGGAGAUUCCUCCUCGUCAUCUGAGGCGUCUUUCGACCAAACAGAAGACGAAGAGCCGGAAUUGGCACAGGACAGUUUGGUGACCCGCGCCAAUGCUAUGGAAUCCAGCACGUCUGAGAUACCCGCCAACACACGGCCUUCUCUAGCUGACAUGAGAGGCUUCUCAACGCAGGAUAUUCAAGCUCUUGGAUUCCAUGCCAUGCUCGAGCAGAAUGCAGUCACAGCAGCAGCAGCGCGCUUGGGUGUUGGACCCACCGACCCAGAGGCCCAGAGACAAGGUCGAGAAGCUUACCAGCGGAUGGCUCGCCAGCUGCCGGAAGGUAUUGAUAGCAAAUAUGCUGGCGACGAGUUUAUUACACUUCGUUCAACUAUGCAAGAUGGCAUCAACCAGACCACGAGUGCGCAUCUGAAUACAAUUGCAGCAGCUCCAGACACACAAUCUCUGAUCAUGCGUCACAGGAACCGCAAUGCUGCUCCAGGCACCCAGCCGCCGCUUCCUGGAAUCAAGGCCCUGUCCGAUCUACCCGCAAUACCGGACCCAUGGCUGGGCGGAUACGCCGACCUGCAAAACGACCGCUAUGCACGGGAUUUCUCGGAGCUCGAAAUCGUUGGCAAGGGCGGCUAUGGUAAGGUUUUCAAAGUCAAACACAAGCUCGAUGGCUCGUUUUAUGCAGUCAAGCGGAUCAACGUGCCACCUGCCAAGCUGGCGAAGGCUCGACAAAACGGCCCUGACGCCCUGAACAGCAUAUUGGAAGAAGUGCGGUCGCUAGCCAAGUUCGACCACGCAAACAUUGUACGCUACCAUAAUGCCUGGUUAGAGUACACGACGGCACCUAUAGAUUCAGUGACAGAGACCUACCUGCCCAACAACCGGCUACUGGAGGACAAAGCCAACUUUUCUUCCAGUCCCUCUGAAGUCAGCCAUCUCCAGGCAGAGUUUGACCAUAUCCAGUUCGGAGAGCCUUCUGACCACGGUGCGGAUAUUUUGUUCGAGGCAAGCAACACUGGCGGAGCGGAGGACUCGAGGGGUAACACCAGCCACCUCUCCUUGCGACAGCAACUGAGUGUCAGGCGACGCGACCGACGUACCAGCCAGGCCAGUCAAGCUACGAUCGCCACUAUAUCAUCUACGAAGUCUCGCAUGAGCGCAGUGGAGGAUGUAUCUGAGAACUAUGAUGACGAGGAGGUCGAGAUGAUUCAGCGCCGCCACAUGCCUGUGUCGCAUGACUUGACCACCGACCUGUCAGACAGCAUGAUCUCACACAGCGACAUGCCAGGGCCCCUCAUCAGCGCCCGCUCCACUGGCCCAGUAUUGACCUUGAACGUGCAGAUGUCCCUCUACGAGUCCAAUCUCGCCGCCUUCAUCGCGCCAGACCGGGCCUCUUUCUCCAGCAAACCCAGCCUCACACACUGUUUCCACCCAUGCGUAUCACUGGAGCUCAUGAGCAACAUCCUCUCCGGUGUUGAGUAUCUCCACAGCCAAGGCGUCGUACACCGCGACCUCAAACCCGCCAACAUCUUCCUCGCGCUAUCGACAGGCCGCCGCCCACCGUAUGGCUCCGUUGACCUCUCCACCUGCAAGCCGUGCUCGGACCGCGAGUGCGUGUACGUAGUCCCACGCAUCGGCGACUUCGGCCUCGUCGCCGCGCUCGACGAGUCCUGCACAACUUCGCCCGGCGCAAAGCCCGUCGGCACCGAGUUCUACCGCCCGGAGACCAGCGCGCGCACCAGCGACAAGCUCGAUGUUUUUGCGCUGGGCGUCAUCGCGGUCGAGAUGCUGCACCCGUUUGGCACGCGCAUGGAGCGCCACGAUACGCUGUCGCGGCUCAAGAAGGGCGCCUUCCCGGACGGGUUUGCGGACGCGCUGGGACCGCUGGGAGACAGGCUGCAGCUGCUUAUUGGCGCGAUGGUGCUGGCGGAUGAGGAGCAGCGGAUGGGGUGCGAGGAGGCGAGGAAUGAGAUCGCGCGGCUUGUUGACGCGUUGCGCGAGGAGUGAGAUGGUGUCAUGUUGAUGUGUAUGAUAGGAUGCACCAUGCGAUGUCGGCAGAACGAGAUGAGAUACCCGAAUCAUAGACUAGCAUAACGGCGCGACAAUAACUGCAUAGUUCGCAUCGACCCGUCCAUAUUGGAAGACUUCAUUCUGAUGACUGUUCUGUGGGACUGUUUGCGUCUGGCACACUCUAGAAACAAGGCGUCAUUGAGUAAAGUGCACUGA